Lates calcarifer (barramundi perch) is the source of this 7483-nucleotide messenger RNA. Its product is annotated as hemicentin-1. The transcript is spliced from 19 exons. Bases 1752 to 4427 code for a protein of 891 amino acids. The record is from RefSeq and is a predicted model, not a curated record. Lineage: Eukaryota; Metazoa; Chordata; Actinopteri; Centropomidae.
CGAAGAAACAUCACUAUGCUCGCUCUCCUCGGUCUUGGUUUCAUGUGUUGCAGAGUGCAAGUCAUUAGAUAGGCUAUCUGUCUUUCAAACUAGAAUUAGCCGUGCACUUUUCCCCGGUAAAUGUUUGUUUAGUUGCAUAUAGAUAUAUGAGAACAAGGAAAUAGAACUCAAGGAAUUACUAUUUUUUUUUCCAACAACACAAAAUAAAGAGGAUGCAACAGGUUUUAUACUUUAUAUAAAUGUCUUUUGUAUAAACCCUGUUUAGUUUUGACACAUUAUUUUGAAAAUCGGACGUAGUUAAAUGUGGAUCAUUGUGCUAACGUCACCACGGUCAUCGCCACUUGAUGAAUUAUACACAAUAUUGUACCGUAUGUGACGGACCAGGUUCUCAUUAAGAUAUCCCGGCUUUCUUCAGUUUGACAACGGAAAUGCGAGUGACGGCUGGUGUGACCGCAGUGAUGCUGCUGCUUAACGUGCAGCUGAGCAGCUAAUUUUAUCCUGCGAACUGAUUAUAGCGCAGUAAAUGUCCGAUAGCUCAUGCAGCUACGUGGAAGACAAGACGUGUGUUCAUGUUUGAUAGAUAGAUAGAUAGAUAGAUAGAUAGAUAGAUAGAUAGAUAGAUAAAAAGAAAGGGGAUCUUAUGAGGAGGAAAGCUACAGAGUCUUCUGCCUGUGUAUACAUAACUGUAAUUUCACUUCCAUUUUUUGGGGAAGAAGAAAUGCAAGUUGAAAACAUGUUGAAACAUGGAGCAACUGUCAUUCUAGUCACACCAUGUGGGCUAAUGCAUGCUUGAGAUUUUGUUUCCCAUGUGUGAUUUCAACAGAGGACAAAAGAAUAUUUCAGUGUAGGCAUUUCCUACAGCACGCUUGUGUUUGCAAGGAGAAGUGUGACACCUCAUUUCCUGUCUCUGAGUCCUCCACCUAACCGCCACCCAUGUAAAGCCUUGUUCUGGAUGACAAAGGAAUAUGGAGCAAGUUGUAAUUCUUCUGUUGAUGUUAGCAAGUGUAACUCAUGUUGCUGAGACUAAAUGUAGUCAUACUCAGAACACAACUCUGUGCUCUGUUCCUCCUGGAGAACCUGUGUUUGUCCAAGUGAUAAGCAAUGCAAGCAACUAUCAAGUGCGGUGUAAUAAACAGCUUCCCAGUGGAUCCAUACAGGUCUUUGUUCUGAAGAAAGAAAAGGUGACGAUAUAUGAACCAUUUAGAAACAGAACAGAGUUUUUCAUCAACAACGGGACAUUCAAGAUGACAAACUUGGAGAGGAAUGAUUCGGGUCAGUACAUCGUAGAGGUCUUUGAUCCAAAUGGUUUCUUCGUGAAAGAAAUGAAUAUUCAACUGAAUGUUCAAGAACAAACUUUUUCCUUCCUGAUCCCAGUCUGUGCUGGAGCAGGUGCUCUACUGCUCCUGAUGCUGGUUCUUGUUUCGUGCUGUGUGUGCAGGCAUCGCAAGAAGUCAGGUUCACGUAUAUAACUGAGAAUAAGCAUCUGCAUUAUGAGUCUGGAUUUUAAUUAACUCCCCUGUGGACAGUUAUCAUCAGUGGAUACUGAUCUAAAGUCACCAUGAACCAACAGCAAGCAGGGAUUUUAGUAUUUACAUAGGAGCUGGAACAGAAUGGAGUUUUCCCUUUGCAUCUGAAAAAGAUUUUGAGAAAGACUGGUCAGUGUAGGACGUACAUGUUUGCUUUUGGGUGAAGAAAAGGAGUUUGUCUGAAAGCUGCUAACCAGGUCAACAGAGGCUGAACAGUGAGGAGACAUGGAAGCUGUGUUUGGACUGUUGCUGAUGCUGCUCAGAGUCUCUCAUGGUGUGGAAACCUCCUGUGAUGGCAGACAGGAUGGAGCUCAGUGUUAUGGAGCUUUGGGAGGAACUGUGGUCCUCCAGCUGAUGGACAGCGCCUCAGAAAUAUUUAGAUAUGAAUGGAGCAAGAACAACAAAACAGCAAUACUCCAGGGAGGAAAGAACAAAAAACUGAUUAACCAGAUAGAAAAGAGAUCCUCUUUUAGUGAUGGAACAUUUAGGAUCAAUAGCCUGAGCAGGACUGACAGUGGUGAAUAUACCCUCCAAACAUAUGAUUCAAGUGGACAGAGAUCAGAGCAACGGACUCUACAGUUGUUCAUUCAAGGUGUGGAAGCCUACUGUGAUGGCAGACAGGAUGGAGCUCAGUGUUAUGGAGCUUUGGGAGGAACUGUGGUCCUCCAGCUGAUGGACAGCACCUCAGAAAUAUUUAGAUAUGAAUGGAAGAAGAACAAAAUAAUAACAAUACUCAGGGGAAAAAAGAAUAACAUUGUGUUUAAUGUGAUAGACGACAGGUCCUUCUUUACUCCCAGUGAUGGAACAUUUAGGAUCAAUAACCUGAGCAGGACUGACAGUGGUGAAUAUACCCUCCAAACAUAUGAUUCAAGUGGACAGAGAUCAGAGCAACGGACUCUACAGUUGUUCAUUCAAGCUCCUGUGUCCUCUGUCCUGCUGGUCUCUGAGUGUCUGUCCCAGGGAUGGACGAGGGUGUCCUGUUCCUCUGAGGGAGGGGACAGUCCUCAGUACAGCUGGACUCUGGAUGGACACACACUGACAGAUGCUGAGCUCCUCUCUGGAAAUCAUGAGACUAACAACAUCAUUCUGAAACAAGACGUCUCAGGACGUCUGGUCUGUUCAGUCAGGAAUCACAUCAGUAGUGUCUCCAGAGAAGAAAAUAUAUCUACCUGUAAAGGUGUGGAAACCUCCUGUGAUGGCAGACAGGAUGGAGCUCAGUGUUAUGGAGCUUUGGGAGGAACUGUGGUCCUCCAGCUGAUGGACAGCACCUCAGAAAUAUUUAGAUAUGAAUGGAGCAAGAACAACAAAACAGCAAUACUCCAGGGAGGAAAGAACAAAAAACUGAUUAACCAGAUAGAAAACAGAUCCUCUUUUAGUGAUGGAACAUUUAGGAUCAAUAACCUGAGCAGGAAUGACAGUGGUGAAUAUACCCUCCAAACAUAUGAUUCAAGUGGACAGAGAUCAGAGCAGCGGACUCUACAGUUGUUCAUUCAAGGUGUGGAAGCCUACUGUGAUGGCAGACAGGAUGGAGCUCAGUGUUAUGGAGCUUUGGGAGGAACUGUGGUCCUCCAGCUGAUGGACAGCGCCUCAGAAAUAUUUAAAUAUGAAUGGAAGAAGAACAAAACAACAACAAUAUUUUGGGGAAAAAAGACAAUUGUGACUAAUAAUAUAGCAAACAGAUCCCUCUUUACUCCCAGUGAUGGAACAUUUAGGAUCAAUAACCUGAGCAGGACUGACAGUGGUGAAUAUACCCUCCAAACAUAUGAUUCAAGUGGACAGAGAUCAGAGCAACGGACUCUACAGUUGUUCAUUCAAGGUGUGGAAACCUACUGUGAUGGCAGACAGGAUGGAGCUCAGUGUUAUGGAGCUUUGGGAGGAACUGUGGUCCUCCAGCUGAUGGACAGCGCCUCAGAAAUAUUUAGAUAUGAAUGGAAGAAGAACAACAAAACAGCAAUACUCCAGGGAGGAAAGAACAAAAAACUGAUUAACCAGAUAGAAAACAGAUCAUCUUUUAGUGAUGGAACAUUUAGGAUCAAUAACCUGAGCAGGAAUAACAGUGGUGAAUAUACCCUCCAAACAUAUGAUUCAAAUGGAAAGAAAUCAGAGCCACAGACUCUACAGUUGUUCAUUCAAGCUCCUGUGUCCUCUGUCCUGCUGGUCUCUGAGUGUCUGUCCCAGGGAUGGACGAGGGUGUCCUGUUCCUCUGAGGGAGGGGACAGUCCUCAGUACAGCUGGACUCUGGAUGGACACACACUGACAGAUGCUGAGCUCCUCUCUGGAAAUCAUGAGACUAACAACAUCAUUCUGAAACAAGACGUCUCAGGACGUCUGGUCUGUUCAGUCAGGAAUCACGUCAGUAGUGUCUCCAGAGAAGAGAGGAUCUCAUGUAUCUUCAUCAACUGCACCUUAUCCAAUGGGACACACAUAUCACAGUGGGUGUCUGCUGCCACUAACACACUGUGUAUCGAGCUGACAACAGCCCCUACCACGGAGACUUCCACUGUGGGUAAGGAGACUGUCAACACAGUGACAAUUACUAAUGUCACAUCCUCCAAUCAAACUGUGACUUCCUCCAUCAGUGAUGACCCAUGGUACUUUAGAAAAAACAAUGUGGUAGCGAUAGCCGGUGUACUCUUAGCACUGGUAAUACUCGUACUGGUCGGGGUGGCUGUCAUCUGUAGUCAGAAGAAACAGAAAAAUGACAAACCUAAGGAGGAGACAGAUGAGCAGGAAUUAACCUAUGCAGACGUCAGGUUCAUGCAGCGGCAGGGGCAGCAGGUGCAGAAGAGGGCAGAGGUGGAGGUGGAGUACGGCCAGGUCAAGUUUCCGCAGCGACCUCGGCAGUCUGUUGAACGAGCAGGAGACGACUGCUUGUACGCCCAGGUCCAUAAAGACAGGUGAUCUGAAGUGUUCAGUAUUCUUACAAAGACUGCACCACUUAAGGCAGAUAGAGGGAAGGAGGUGUUCGUCUAAAUGCCCCCGAGGACUUUCACUUUAAUUUAAUGUGAAAUACAGUGCACAAAAGCUCAUACAUAUUGUGGUUUCUGUACUUUUACUGUACUUCUUGGUUGUGACAGGGCAUCAAAUCAUCCAGUGUUAUGCCACAUUUUGGCUUAACGUUUCCAACUCAGCCCAAGAAAAUUACAAUGGCACAUUUAAAUCACAUUGUGAAUGGCUGUGGUGGAUUAUUUAACAUUUUCUUGCAAAAAAAAAAAAAAAAAAAAAAAAAAAAAAAGAUUUGUCUAUCUUAACAGCACAUUUUUGUUUUUAAUUUUCCUUUAAUUUAUAAGCAGCAGUGUCACUUAACUGUAAAUUUGCCACAAAGAUGAUCCAAAUUCUAAGGAUAGCAAUGUCAUUGCAGUCAGUCUAGCUUUAGUACCCUGCAGUAAUCUAUGGUCCUCUGAAUAAGUGUCACCAGUACUUUUAUGCUGGUCUGCUGAUCUCAAAUGGCAACUUUUAACUUAACGUCAAAGUAAAAAAGUUAUCACUAACUUAAAUGAAAUUGUGUUAAUUAAACAAAUAAGCAGGGGUUAGUUGAGGGUCAGAGUGUAUAAAAUAAACUCAGGUACAGUGUGCAUUGCAAAAAUAGAUUUAUUCAUGGGUUUGGUGUAUGAGUGUGUGUGUGUGCGUGUGUGUGUGUGUGUGCGUGUGCGUGUGCGUGUGCGUGUGUGUGGGAGUUAAUGUCAAACUCCACCAUCUUCCUCUCUAGGCUAGAGAUUCAUUUGUAUAGAAAUGUCUUGUCUCUCGGGAAAUUCAUUGUAAGCAAGUACUUGUUUCCAUGGUGUAAGCACUUCUGCUUUUUCUUAGGCUUGAGCUCGGUCUUACAAAAUAGUUACAUGGUGUGAUAUUUAAGAAACCUGGUUACAGGGUGUUCAAACCAUUUGUAAGACGAGUUAAAUCUGAUAUCCCUUUAAUGCAAUGAUAAUUUUGAGUGGAUUGUGUAAUUUGAAUCAUGUUACAUAAAGUCAGAAUUAGACUAAAAGUUAGUUCAUGUUUGUGUUUUGAUAGAUGCAGACAUAAAUAACAUACAAUUUUUAAUAACCAAUUUAAUUACAUCUCAGAAUUGCCUGUAACUACAAUAUAUGCAGUUGCCUCUGAAAUUUGAAAUGGUAACACUUAUAGUCACUUCUUACUAAACCGAGUAAACUCAAGUUGUUGGAUGUAUACUAUGUGUUGUUCGAGAGGAAAUGGACUUAACAACUUGUCAGAUUCUGAGGGCACAAGAUGUGUGUAUCACACCACCAUCAAGUUACGUUUGCUAUAUUUAGUUCAAUGUGUUUCCUUUGCCUUUGUGGCUUCCAGUUUAGAAUGUGCGUGACAGAGCAUAAAUAGAGAUAUCAGAGUUUGUCAACCGUAGCAACACUCAACUUUAAUAACUCAGAUUUUGGUUUAUUUAUGCUCCAACUUUAAAGUUUGGAGGAGAAACACUGUGGUUAUUUACAUUAUGCAAAUUAUUUGGGAUUAGUAGAAAAUCAGUUCAGAGCAAACUAUCAGUUAAAUUGAACUGCAUGCAACUGAGGACUUGAUCAAGUAGAUCAAUGUGUAAUUUAUAGCCACUUUUAAUAGUUGCAUUGUGCAGUUGAACAAGGGAUAGACAGUAAAAUGCAGAGCACAUUCACUAGCAGGAUAUAUGCUCAUACAGGAGAAUUUCCUUAAGCUACCAGUAACUCCUCUGCAAGAUUCAAGAUUCACAGGUUUUAUUGUUUGAACAUGUGACAAAUGAAAAACUUUGAACCAUGAAUGUGCAGAGGUUGAUCACUACAUUCUCUUCAGCAUAACUCUCUGUCUGAAAGCAGUGCUUUAGUCACAUAAAACAGCUCAGUACCACAUUUUAACCUCUUGAAGUCAGUCAGACUUAGAUGGUAAUGCACAAGAGAUUUUAAGUUUUAAAAUAUUUUGGAAUGAAAUUGACUUAUUGACUCUUAGGUUACAGGAGGAUGUACAAAGCUUGUUCUGGAGACAACAACUUGUAUAGUGUCAAAGCUGUAAAUGGAUGCAGGUCAAAGCUAAAUAUGAUCCUCUGCCAGCAGUCUUUUGGUGUGGGUGUGGACCUGGUCAGGCGGGUCAAACCCUCAAUUCACAGUUGGUUUUCUCUGUUCAGUUACACCCUCCUAAACUCUGAACUCUACAAGUAUAUUCACAUGAAAGACAGCGUGACUUAGGCUGGUUGCACUAAAUAUUCUAAAUUAGUUUGGUGAACUUUAGUUCUGUUUAUUUCAGUUCCUCUCUGUUGCAUACUACUUUAGCUGCAAAUGUUUUGCAAAUUCUUGCAAUGCAUGCAUGCAUACAUACAUAUAUGUAUGAAUGUGUGUGUGUGUGUGUGUGUGUGUGUGUGUUCAUGUGUGUGUAAAUGUACACAUUCAAUUACUUUUUUUUAAGUUAUGUUAACACAUGGCUUUAAUUAAAGACAGAGGUUGCAUGUUUGAUUUGGUUUGAUAGUUUGAGGUUAAAGGUUGACAGCAUUGGACUACUAUUCAGCUGAUUCACAAAGCCAUAAAAUUGGUGUUUAUGGUCCAGGAUAGUUGUAGUGUCCUUAAACAACCAUCUCAGAUCCCUUCUUAGUUGAACCCUCUUGUUGAAACACAGUUGAACUUCUGACUGACAUAAUCUACUGAGCAAAUAAUUGACAACACUGGAGAAGUGUAAUAAACCUGCUCCAACAAUCCAGUAUCCUUUUGCCAUCUGAUAAGACAGCCUGUUCAACAUAAUAUCUGUAUGGGUAACAACUUGUUGAGUAUUGUUUCAACUGUUAACCUUGUUAUUUGUGCAUGACACAGUAAACCCAGAUAAAUUAAGCUGUUGCAUAUGAACUCUUGAUAGAUUUGGUUGAACCACAAUCAAACAUUAAUUUUUUUCCUCAUAAAAAGCAGAUGAUUUUUUUUUUUUUUUUGCGUUGUCGUGACACUUUCAUGUGAUGUUACCUUGCCAUGCCAAAGCCAUUAAACUAUAAAACCAGA